Symbiodinium necroappetens is the source of this 1458-nucleotide messenger RNA. The record is from the annotation of a GenBank genome assembly. NCBI's taxonomy places the organism in Eukaryota, Dinophyceae, Suessiales, Symbiodiniaceae.
GCUUUGGAUUUGCUGGAGGACUUCCGAAGAAGCCCUUCCGACAUCCGGGACGCUGCGCAAGUGGUUCGAGACACUCUGCUGGGUCCUGUGGCUUGGACAGGUGACCAGAAAGGAGGUGUCGACGUGCUGGAAGCAUUUAUUCGUUCCGAGGGGCCCAAGACGAUCUUCCGACGUCAGAAUGCCAUGGGUGACAAUUGGCAAGAGGAAGCGAGGAACGGCACCAUGUCGCUCCUCAGUGAGCUGACCAAAGCAGGCCCUGCCUUGGAGCAGGAGUUCUUGCGGCUGAGCAAGGAGGCCGACGAGCGGGAGAUGGGAUGCCAAGCUCUUGGCUGCGCUGAUGAUCACUUCUCGAACAUGGGCACCAAGGCCGCCGACUUGAACCGGGACAAAGCCGUGGCAGCCCCGCCCGCACCGCCGGCCCCACCAGAGGUGCAGGAAGAAGAUGCGGAGACCUUCCUUGGUAUUUCGAAGCGGUCCCGAAAGCAGCGCCCGCGAGGGACAAAGCCACAGCCGAAGCCGAGCUCGGUACUCCUUUUGAAUCUUUGGUCGGACAGAGCCGUGUUUAGUGUGUUCUCCUUCGGAUGGCCCUCGGCGCUGGCCUGUGCUGCGGCGGUGGCACCGGUUUGGGCAGCAGCUGUUCGAAGGUUUGGGGCCGCUGAAGGGAAAGGUACGGAAGCCGCUGGGAUCCGCAGAGGCGCUUGGAGGACCUGGCUGACGCUGCUUUGCCCAGGUACAGUGGAGGUCGCUAGAGACUCGGAAGACGGCGAGGCUUUGUCCGAGAAGCAUCUCUUGCAACACUUGGUGUGUCCGCCUCGCGCUCCUGACUGUGACUGGUGCAUUUCGCUGGACUGGUGCUUUCUUGUCGCUCUUUGGAAAGACGGCAGGCGGCUCUGGACCGGGACUUUCACGGCGCCCCAGGCCUUGCCAGAUGUCGAGGAGCGCGAUGGAGGCCCGAGCUGUUUCGAAGGCAAGGAGAUCCAGCCUCAGUGUCAGAAAAAGGCGUCGCUGGCGGAAAUGGCCAGAGCGACGGUUUCUGCGACGGCAGUACGUGGCACAUUGCUGCUGCCGCUGCCCGCUUUGCUGCGUCCUGGUCCACUUGACCCGUCGGAGCUUUUGCCACGGGGCGGCCUCUUGCGCGUCGUCUUGGGCGUGUCUGUCACGACAGAGAAGGACACGACGGAGCUUCGAGCCAGCCUCGGCUUUGCAGGUCCUGAUGGCCGCUGGCUCGACGGGCGCACCGCCAUGCUGCUACUCACGGGCCUCGCAGUCAGCAGCGAGCGACAGCGACUGGAGAAAGAGCUGGAGCUAGUUCAGCACAAUCUUCGCCAGCAUACGGAGCUUGCAGACGAGGCUCACAGCGAGAUCGAGCGAACUUGUGGCGGCAUGAAGGCCUCGGUGCAGCAUCACAUGGCAACCUCCCUGCGACUCCAAGAACCCUUGGAUGAUGCCGCGUAUUGA